This is a messenger RNA of Habropoda laboriosa, 2535 nucleotides long. Its product is annotated as PMS1 protein homolog 1-like. The record is from RefSeq and is a predicted model, not a curated record. Gene Ontology annotation, cellular component: MutLalpha complex. Lineage: Eukaryota; Metazoa; Arthropoda; Insecta; Hymenoptera; Apidae. The transcript is spliced from 12 exons. The coding region runs from base 142 to 2535 and encodes 797 amino acids. Gene Ontology annotation, molecular function: mismatched DNA binding; ATP-dependent DNA damage sensor activity; ATP hydrolysis activity. Gene Ontology annotation, biological process: mismatch repair.
UUCGAUUCACACACGUAAUUUAAAGGGCUGAUGCACGCGUCAUAUUCUGUAGAAUGUCGAUGUUAAUGGACAAAUUCGGAGGGUAAAAGUUUUACAUUUCACUUACUAAUGGGUACGUGCUAUGUUUGAUAUCGUACAAAAAUGAUUAUCUCAGCUUUAAAUAAUGAUACAGUAAAACUCCUAACAACCACUCAAGUUAUAACUUCGAUAUCUAGUGCUACAAAGGAACUAAUAGAAAAUGCAUUGGAUGCUGAUGCUAAAAAUGUCGAGAUUAACUUGACAGAUAAUGGAUGUACCUUAAUAGAAGUGAAAGAUGAUGGUUGUGGUAUUUCUAAGUUAGAUGCUCCUUAUGUUGCUUUAUCAUCAUAUACAUCUAAAAUUCGUGACUUUUCUGAUUUAGCUAUUUUAAAAACAUAUGGAUUUCGUGGUGAAGCUCUGUGUGCAUUGUGUGCAGUAUCAGAUGUUACAAUCAUAUCAAAAGCAGAACAGGAUGAAGCUGGUGUAUCCUAUACUAUUAAUCAUUCUGGACAUAUUAUAAAAUCAGAAUUUUGUCAUAGAUCUAAAGGUAGUAAACAAAUAUACACCCUAUAUGUAACUGUGCAAGUUAGACAAUUAUUUAAACAAGUACCAGUGCGAAGACAAAUAAUUACAAAUCCAAAGAAAGCUAAUCAAGAUAUUAAGAUAUUGGAGUAUUUAAUAAAAAGUUAUGCAAUGUGCAAGUUUUUUGCGCGGAUAACUUGUAGACUAAAUAAUAAUGUUAUAUUUGCAAAACCUAGUGUAAAUACUUUUGAAGAAGCAGUUACAUAUAUCCUUGGUAAAAAGGUGACAUGUAAUAUGAACUGGAUAGACAUUACAGAUACAGAAAUUAAAAUGAAAUUAAUGAUACCUUUAAAGGAUACAUAUGAUUCAAACAUGCUUGAAGUAUUUCAUUCUGGUUUGCAGUAUAUUUUUGUAAACAAUAGACCUAUUAAGCAUAAGGAAUUAGAAAAGGCGUUGACUAAGACAAUUUUGGAAGCAUUAGGACAGGAAUCAUUGUCAAGAAAAAAGCCAAUAUUUGUUUUGUACAUUUUAAUAAAUGCUGCAAACAUAGAUAUUAAUCUAGAACCAAAUAAAACUUCUAUUUUAUUUAAAGAUCAGAAUAUAAUCAUCAACACAAUAGAAAAGUACCUAGAAAAUUUUUAUGGAAUUCAAAGAGAAGUACAACAAGAAACAAAUUGUGAUAUUUCUUUUGCUAGUUACCAAGAUUAUUCACAAAAAGCAAAUAUUAGUAAUGCUGAAAAUGAGUUGCCUGCAUGUAAGAAACAAAAAUUAAACACAGGAGGAUGUGUUGAAAAACUUAUUGGAAAGAUCGUAAAUGUCGAUGAAAAUGCAGCAAACAAUUUAAAUUUUAAUGGAACUAAUAAUUUUGAACGUGUAGAGCAAGUGCAAAUUUCUACAAAUGGACAAAUUCAUCAAGACAAAAAUGCUAAAAAGUGUGAACAAAAUGUAGAAAAAUUCAAUACUCAAUCUUUAAAUUUAUGCAAUUCAGGUUCAAAUGAUUUGCAAAAUGUUACAUUGAUUUAUAAUAAUAAUAAUUCUUCUUGUAUUUCAGUUGAUACAUCUGCAAAAGGAGAUACCGAAGAUAGUCCGCCUUUUGAACUAACGCCAACUGUUGAAACACUCAGUCAAUUACCAAUUGUAAAUUUGGGCAAUGGUUUUGAAUGGGAUAACUGUUCCACUAUAGAUACGGAUGAGAAAGAAAAUAAAAUACAAAAUACAAAUUUCGAAGUUUCAGAUAAAGAAAAUAAACUAAAUAUGAAAAACCGUGUUCUAUUAAAUGAAUGGAGUAAGGGUCAUGUGUUUGGUUUGAAGGGUGGUACGAAUAUAGAAUCUUCUAAUUAUAUAGAGCCAAACGAAUUAGUAAAUGUUGAUACACAUGGAAAUGUAUGUCAUGGUUUUCUUAAAUUUUCAAAAAAUGUUAGGACACAAGUUAUGGAGCAAAAUCCUACAAUGACAGCACCUCAAGCUGCCCAUAUAAUAACUAAUCUGUGGAAAAAAUUGUCACCUGAAGAACGUGGCUUUUAUAAAGAUCUCGCACGUGACGAGAAAUCAGAAUAUGAUAUACAAAAGCAAAAAAUGAAAGACAAAUGUACAAUAGAUAUCAACAAAAACAAAAAUAGACUAUUAAAGGCAUUGGAAAAAAUGAAAGUAAUGAAUCUUCAAGAAAAAGAAAAUUCAGAAACGAGAACUGUUGUACCUUGGAAUGUAAAUUUAAAGAAAGUUACUGAAAAUUUUAUAGAUAAUCCUUUAUAUGAAAAUACCAAUUCUGUUGUUGGUCUUAUGUGUUCAAAUUUAUGGAUUGUUCACGAAUCCGCGCAUAUUUGGAUUGUAGAUAUUAGGAUGCUUAGGAAAGAAUUACAUAAACCUGAUAAAAAUACAAAUGAGAAUAUUGCUGAGAAUAUUGAACAACUUCUGCAUCAGUGGUUUUCAAUAAAAGAUGAUCUGUCAUUGUUACAUCCCAUUUAUUCAUUAAAACAAAUUAGAAAUAUUUCUUAA